UAGUCAUGAAAUCAAAAAGAGUGUAUGGGGGAGUGACUGAUUCGCAAACUUUUUGGAAAUGGAACUGUCACAAUCAGUAAUCGAUGGUUUGUCGGUUGUCGGUGAUUCUGCACAUGUCCCUAACAAAUGCUACCAGAAAUUACUCGAUGCCGCGUUCAAUGGCGUGGUGGACUCGGAACAAAGAAAUCGAAUAUCAGGAGAUGAGACCUUCAGUGGUGUUGACAAGGUAGUAUUGAAGGAGGCGUACGCUGGAUUGGUGUCUUGCAUUAUUGAAGCCACCAAGCAUGACACUGAGGCUGCUUCACUUGAGGCCUUGCUAGAAGACUGUAAAUUUACUGCUGACAGAAUCAAAGCGUUUAUAACAAGUUACCAGGAACGAAAACAAAUUAUGCAGAUUUUACUUGGAAAUGUGGGAGUUACUCCCCCUCACAUUGUUGAUGUGGAUUGGCGAUUAGAUUACUACAUAAAGAACAACCACCUAGAAAAAGUGAACGAGGCUGUCUACCUGAUAUCGUUAAAGACAGAGGUACCAGGAAAGCCAGGUAUCCAGGAUGUACAGUUUUCAUGUACGCAAGAACAAUUACAGGAUUUUGUGGGGAAAUUAAAAGAUGCUACAAAAUGUCUAGAGAAAAUCAGUACAUCACAAUAAUGGAGAAGUAUAAAACACCAAGGAAGGAUAACCCAGUAUGGGACCAAGUUAUGUGUAAAAAUGGAUGUAAAAACUGUGUGAAAUGUAUGAUAGGGUGUCUAGAAAUGAUGUAGAGAAUGCAUGUACAGAUAACAUUUAAAUAUCCAUUAUAUGUAUUAAUAUUCAAGUGUGUUGCAAAUAUGGUGAAAUGGUUUGCCUUUACCCUAAGUGGUAGGCCAAGAGAAAAAUGUUUUGAUAACAACUUUUUCUGAAGGAAGUGAUAUAUCUUCGUUCAAGUCAUGCAAGUACAAUGGGAUUUAUUUCACAAAUAUUAUAUACACCACAAUUAAAUUGACAAAAGAAAUCUGCAAAAGAUUUGUAAAAACUUAAAUUUCUGGAACAGCAUUCUUGUGAGAAAGAAAGAUUAUAUACAUAUGUAUAUUUUAUAAUGCUUUUUUCAAGCUACACUCAACAUCACAUUUGCAUCAGAAAAAAAUAUUGCUGAAGUGUUAUUUGGCAGAAUAAGUGAGAUGAGUGAUACUAAGCAGAAUUAGUGAGUUAUGUGAUAUUAAGCGGAAUGAAUGAGUUAUGUGAUAUUAAGCGGAAUGAAUGAGUUAUGUGAUAUUAAGCGGAAUGAAUGCGUUAUGUGAUAUUAAGCAGUAUGAGUGAGAUGGAUGAUAUUUAAUAGAAUGAUUUAGUUGAGUGAUUUUAGAAGAAUUUUCCUCUCAUUAUCCACUUUGGUUAUCUAGCAAAACAUUCAGGUAUUAACUUCCAAUUAUAACAUGUUUAGGUAUCUGUAAAUGUUGAUUGCUUUAAAUUCAAUAUAAAAUGAUUAUUUUGCAUUCAACGUUCUCCUUAUAGAGAUUAAAUGUCCAAAGUUCAA
Messenger RNA from Pecten maximus, 1511 nucleotides. Its product is annotated as COMM domain-containing protein 3-like. The transcript has 8 exons. The record is from RefSeq and is a predicted model, not a curated record. Gene Ontology annotation, biological process: sodium ion transport. NCBI's taxonomy places the organism in Eukaryota, Metazoa, Mollusca, Bivalvia, Pectinida, Pectinidae. Bases 59 to 649 code for a protein of 196 amino acids.